Molecule: messenger RNA, 1551 nt
Organism: Colletotrichum higginsianum IMI 349063
Lineage: Eukaryota; Fungi; Ascomycota; Sordariomycetes; Glomerellales; Glomerellaceae
Product: Integral membrane protein
Exons: 7
Coding region: 1-1551 (516 amino acids)
Source: RefSeq, a predicted model, not a curated record
AUGAAGAGCCUCCUGAGGUGGUCGCUCGUCCUGCUGCCGUGGGCAGCCGGAACAGUCCUCGCCCAGAACAGUACCAACUCCUCCAUCUCCCCGCUGGAACUCGUGUCCCAGGUUCCGCAAUGUGCUGUUUCUUGCGUCACAAGAUCGUUCCUCGCCUCGGGCUGCAGCCUCGACGCACUCGCCCCCUGUGUUUGCACCAACGUCUCGCUCCUGAAGGAAUUGUCUGGAUGCGUGCAGUCAUCCUGCAAGUGGCAGGAACAACUCGAGUUGUCGUACUUGACGGAUGAUUUGUGCGGCCCCUACCCACACCCGUCCAGAGACUUGGAAAUCAAGGUGGUGGUUGCGGUGUUGGCUGUGAUCACAUUCCCCAUCGUGCUUCUGAGACUGCUCUCGCGAUGGAUCGUGGCAAGUGGCCUGCAACUGGACGACUGGAUGACGCUUAUGGCAGCGGCGCAACUCUUGGGUGUGUUGUUACGAGUACGUCUUCAGAAUGGCUCUUUGGAUUUCAGACACCCGUCGCUGACAUGCGCUUGCAUAGCUGCCAACCUCGGAUUUGGUCUUCAUUACUGGAACGUCAACGCAGCAAAUGCCCAGCUUAUUCUUCAACUGUACUUCGCGGUGCAGAUGCUGUACAUCGCCGUACUCGUGCUGGCGAAGCUAUCGAUCGUGGCCCUUUUCGCCCGCCUCUUCCCCGACCGCAAGUUCCAGGUCGUCAACAAGCUCGUCAUGGUUUUUCUCAUCGGCCACGGGGUGGUCUUUCUCUUUGUCAUCGGGUUCGAAUGCACGCCCAUCUCCGGGAUCUGGGACCGCACCAUCCCGCGCAAGUGCGUCAACCUCAACGCGGUGGCGGUGGCCAGCUCGGUCCUCAGCAUUGUGGAGGAUAUCGCCAUCCUUGCGAUGCCCAUCCAGCAGCUCAGCAAGUUGCAGCUCGGGCUCAAGAAGAAGAUUGCGGUGGGCUUCAUGCUCAGCCUGGGAUCUUUCGCGUGUAUUACUUCCAUUGUUCGUUUGCGCUGGCUUAUGAUGUUUGUCGAGUCGUAUGACACCACAUGGGACAACGUCGACAUCGUGACGUGGAGCAUGGCUGAGAUUUCGUGCGCUCUGAUGUGCGGCAGUCUACCAGCACUCCGUCCUCUUUUCAAGAAGAUCCCGGGUCUUCUCACCACCAUACGCAGCACGCAUCACACUGCCGAGCGCAAGGAGACGGUCGACAGGGGUAGCAGCCUUUUGUAUCUCCGUGACAAGGACCUUGCAUCAAUGCCACCGACUCCCGCACCGGAGCCUUCGCCGACGGAAUCGGAGGGCUCGUUCAUGAUCAAAAUACACAUCGCCGAGCAGCUCGAUCCCAGGAUGAAGCCCCUACCGCCACCACCAUUGCAGCCGCUUACCUAUCAGCCGCCGUGGAGAGACAGCGGCCUACCACUAACCCCCAAAACGCCCAAGACGCCCAAGACGCCUUCGACACCUAUGAGUUCCCGGAGUUUCAGGAGAGAGGCCAACGCAGACUACGAGUUGGACCUGAGAAGUGUUGUGAACACAAAGACGUGGAUGUAG